UGUGGCGUGAAAUUUCAGUCCACAAGAAAGACGAAAAAAAAACAAACUGAAAUGAAUCCAAACCUUCGAUUGUUAUAUCCACAAACACCCAACAAGCACGUUUUCUCUCCUUUCCCAGCCAUGAAGAGACCCAAGUGUGUUGAUGUUAGCUUUUAGAGUAACUCCAAGAUGAAGAGAAGGAGAAGGAAGUCUAUUAACUAAUCUCCUUUUCUUUUAGAGAGAGAGAGGGAGAGAGGGAGAGAGGGAGAGUUUUCUUAUGCUUCUCUUCCAUGGCCUUUUCUUCUUCAACUAGAAAUAUUUUCAUCAACAAUCUCUCGUCCACGAAAAACGACUCUGCUACGAGGAAAAGGGCUUUAGGGAAACCGGCUUUGGAAUUAUCUUGUGCGAGAAGAGCUUCCAGCAGCUCAAUAGUUCACCAGGCUGCUAGGCUUUUCGCACCUGCGACGAGAUUUGAAGCGUCAAAGCUGAAGGUGGUUUUUUUGGGAGAAGAGAAGGAGAAGCACCCAGGAAUCAUCCCGAGAAUCUAUACUGUCACACAUUGCGACCUCACAGCUAACCUAACACUGGCCAUCUCCGAUACCAUCAACAUUGCUCAGUUGAGCGGGUGGUACAACAAGUUGCAGAGAGACGAUGUGGUUGCUGAUUGGAAGAAGGUAAAGGAGGAGAUGUCUUUGCAUGUCCAUUGCCAUGUUAGUGGGGCUCAUCCCUUGCUUGAGCUAGCAGCUGAGUUCAGAUAUCAUAUCUUCACCAAGGAGCUACCAUUGGUUCUCAAAGCGGUGAUAUAUGGGGAUUCAGUCCUUUUCAACGAGCAUCCAGAAUUGAUGGAGGCUCAGGUUUGGGUGUAUUUCCAUUCCAAUUUAAACAAGUACAACCGCAUAGAGUGUUGGGGCCCUCUCAAGGAUGCCGCACGGGGAACGCUAGGGGGUCACUCGGAUAGUUUUCCAAGUGAGGAAGAGGAAGUUCAUAAAGCAUGGGUGAGCCCCAGAUCGAUCUUCCAUGCACUUGUUGCCUUGCUCCUUUGAUGAGUUCAAUUGCAUGGUACAUGGCCCACUAGAAGUGAUCACGGCCACUGCUUGCUACACCAAACCUUAGGUACGCACAAGAAAUGACCCAUUUCUUUCAUUCAUUUUUAUUUUCUAGUGUGCAAUGCAUCGUCAUUGAGAACGGGUUUGGCAGUCUACAACACCGCCGAUCUUGCGACUCAAAACAGGUGAACUUCUCCCACCCCAGCGAGAGUCGUGCAUCAAAAGGAUUAGAUAGGCCAUUUGAUUCAUAUGUUUGAAUUAUUCUUUCCUAUGAAGGGAAGUCCCCAAUUCAUUCAUAUUGAGCAUUGAAAGAUUCGUGUGAAUAUUGCAAUCGAUUCUUUGUAUCAAUGCAUACAGUUUACAAGGACUUCAACUGAUCUUACAUUUACUUCA
Messenger RNA from Magnolia sinica, 1418 nucleotides. RefSeq names its product protein STAY-GREEN homolog, chloroplastic. NCBI's taxonomy places the organism in Eukaryota, Viridiplantae, Streptophyta, Magnoliopsida, Magnoliales, Magnoliaceae. The record is from RefSeq and is a predicted model, not a curated record. The coding region runs from base 270 to 1022 and encodes 250 amino acids. The transcript has 5 exons.